AUGGAUUUUGCUAUCAAGAAUGUUCUUUUGAAAAUUCAAAUAUUGUCUUCUGUCACUCAGCAGGCCCACUUUACAUUUUGGCUACAGAUUACCUGUUUAUGGAGUUCUACUUUUGCCAAGAAGCCAGCUCAGUUCCCUGUGUUCCGAAGGAAGCCUUUUAUAGCAGCCUGGAAUGCACCAACAGAUCACUGCUCAAUCAGAUAUAAUGUGACAAUAAACCUGAAAAUGUUCCAUGUGAUUGGGAGCCCAUUUGCCAAAGCAAGAGGACAGAAUGUGACUAUAUUUUAUGUCAACAGGCUGGGAUAUUACCCAUGGUAUACCUCAAAGGAAGUCCCAGUUAAUGGCGGCCUACCUCAGAAUUUCAGCUUACAAGCACAUCUGGAAAAAGCUGGUCAAGACAUUAAUUACUACAUUCCUGAUAAAGAUUUCACAGGAUUAGCAGUCAUAGACUGGGAACACUGGAGGCCACAAUGGGAGCGCAACUGGAGCACAAAAGAUAUUUAUAGGAGACAGUCAAGGAAACUAAUUUCCGAAAUGCAAGAGAACAUUUCAACACAUGCUCUUGAACGUUUAGCCAAAUUCUCUUUUGAACAAUGUGCUAAAGCUUUCAUGAAGGAGACAAUUGAGCUGGGAAUUAAUAGUAGACCAAAGGGCCUCUGGGGAUACUACUUAUAUCCUGACUGCCACAAUUAUAAUUUCCAUGACCAGAACUACACUGGCUCUUGUCCAGAAAAUGAAGUUUUGCGGAACAAUGAAUUAUCAUGGCUGUGGAACAGCAGUGCAGCUCUGUAUCCUUCCAUUGGCAUCAAGAAAUCCCUUGGAAAUAGUGAAAACAUAUUACGCUUUUCACAGUUUAGAGUGAAUGAAUCUAUGAGGAUUUCUUUCAUGACAUCACAUGAUUAUGCUCUCCCAGUAUUUGUAUAUACUCGACUAGAUUAUAGAGAUGAACCUUUGCUAUUUCUUUCCACGCAAGAUCUUGUUAGCACUAUUGGAGAAAGUGCUGCCCUGGGAGCUGCAGGAAUUGUUAUUUGGGGAGACAUGAAUUUAACUUCAUCCGAGGUCAACUGCACAAAGGUGAAGCAAUUCAUUGCUUCUGAGUUAGGUGUCUACAUCAUCAAUGUAACCAAAGCAGCAGAGGUAUGCAGCUGGCAUCUUUGUCAGAACAAUGGGAGGUGCAUACGAAGGAACUGGAAAGCCUUAGACUACCUUCAUUUAAAUCCUCACAACUUUCAGAUAGAAACCUCAGAAGACCAGGGUUUUACUGUGACAGGAAAAGCUUCACCUGCCGACCUUCAAAUAAUGGCAGAGAAAUUCACCUGCCAUUGUUAUCAAGGGUUUCAAGGAGCAGAUUGCAAGGAAAUUAAGACUAUCCCGGCUACAUGUUACACCAGCCAGGUGGAAGAUGAAAACUAUGGGUGGACUCUAGAGUUGUUUCCCUUGUGGCAGUAUGUGAUAGGGAAGAACCAAACUCAAGACCCGGGCAUCCAGGCUCAGAGUCGAGUCCAGAAGGAAGUUUCCCAAUCUGCGAGACUGAAAUCUCAGGGGAAGUGUGAUGCCAUCCAGGACAGGCAAAGCCCCAAUGAAGAAUGUAGCCAUUCUAUGAAGAAUCCACAAAACUGUUUGUCCAAAAUCAUCCCAGACCUGUUCCCAUUGCGGUUGAACGAUCAGGGAACAAAAGGAGCCCAUCUGAGGAAGAAAGCGUUCAGAAAGCGCAAGGAGGAAACUUUUCGUGCAACUAUCUGGAAACAGAUCUGGGGAAAAUGA
Molecule: messenger RNA, 1764 nt
Organism: Sceloporus undulatus (fence lizard)
Lineage: Eukaryota; Metazoa; Chordata; Lepidosauria; Squamata; Phrynosomatidae
Product: hyaluronidase-4-like
Exons: 6
Coding region: 1-1764 (587 amino acids)
Biological process (GO): hyaluronan catabolic process; carbohydrate metabolic process
Molecular function (GO): hyalurononglucosaminidase activity
Source: RefSeq, a predicted model, not a curated record